AUGCUGAGUGGUGACACAGCCACGAUUCGACUCGAUGAUGGGAAUGUGGUCGAAGUGCCAGUUGAGUACGUGGAGAUUGCUCAAGAAGUGGCACAAGCAGGAGGUUCACCACCUGAACCAGAACCAAGUCCAGGUGAUGAGGACGAGGACAUGGAGAGCACGACAACUCCUGAAGCUCCAGCAGGACCCCCAGAUGCUUGGCAACCUGAGCCAAUUGAGAUCCCUGAACAGAAGUUCAACUUUUUCAACAGGCCCUAUAACAGGGCAGAUCUAAAGGCCAGACAAGAGUUGGCCAAAGUAGAAGCCACAUGGUACCACGCCAUGAGGGCAAAUGACCAGGAUUUGGCCGGAAAGAUGUACAGGGUGAUGGAGGAAUGCUUUUCCUUUAUGGAUCCUCAUCCUGAUGAGACGGCUGAGAAAGCGUUGCCCGAGAAGAACAACCCCGUUUGGGCGUUGGUUAAAUCCUUCGGGCAGAAGUUGAAGAAGGAGCAGUCUGAAGGUUGGGAAGCCUUGGACAAGAAGAACGAGCUUCGAUUCCUCCGCGACACCGCCUUCCCCUUGGGUCCAACCACACAGGCCGUGGGCCGCAUGAACAGCACGAUGACCAGCGUCAUGACGAUGCGUUCCAUGGCCACU
This is a messenger RNA of Durusdinium trenchii, 636 nucleotides long. The record is from the annotation of a GenBank genome assembly. Lineage: Eukaryota; Dinophyceae; Suessiales; Symbiodiniaceae.